Molecule: messenger RNA, 781 nt
Organism: Malus domestica (apple)
Lineage: Eukaryota; Viridiplantae; Streptophyta; Magnoliopsida; Rosales; Rosaceae
Product: histone H3.3
Cellular component (GO): nucleosome; nucleus
Molecular function (GO): protein heterodimerization activity; structural constituent of chromatin; DNA binding
Source: RefSeq, a predicted model, not a curated record
CCGCGAUUCCGCCGCCAAGUUGGGUUUGUUGAACAAGCAAUAUAUAUACAAAGAGAGAGGUACGAACUCUGAAUUCGCACCCUAGUUUCUGACGACAGAAUCUCCUCUCUCCAAAUCCAAGAAUUCGCUUCCGUCUUCUCGAAUCUAAGAAACCCAAGAGAUGGCCCGUACCAAGCAAACCGCUCGCAAGUCCACCGGAGGCAAGGCUCCAAGGAAGCAACUUGCUACCAAGGCUGCUAGGAAAUCAGCUCCUACCACCGGAGGCGUGAAGAAGCCCCACAGAUACCGCCCUGGAACUGUUGCUCUUCGUGAAAUCCGCAAGUACCAGAAGAGCACAGAGCUGCUGAUCAGGAAGCUCCCAUUCCAGAGGCUGGUUCGUGAAAUUGCGCAGGACUUCAAGACUGAUCUGCGUUUCCAGAGCCACGCAGUCCUGGCACUGCAGGAGGCUGCUGAGGCGUACCUUGUCGGGUUGUUUGAGGACACUAACCUGUGCGCCAUUCAUGCCAAGCGUGUCACUAUUAUGCCGAAGGAUAUCCAACUUGCCAGGAGAAUCCGCGGUGAGAGGGCUUAAGGGAUGAAGAAACAGAAAAGAUGGAACUAGAAUAUGUUGUGUUUUUAGGGUUUAUAGUUUCUUGUGUUUAAUGUGUAAUCUUAAGAAGUCGAGACAUGGUUUUCAUUGGUUGCAAUUGUAAUUGUGUUGAACCUCGUCGAAGUUCUAUUGACUUGAUAAAUGCUGUUUGUAUUUGAAAUUUUACUGAUUGGAUGGUGAUGGUUUGCAGUA